AUGCCUCGCGUCGAAGACAAAGAGAUCACCUUCUACGACAUCACCUCCAUAGUCGACAAAGCCAGCCAAGCAAACCUCGACACCGGUCUUGCUCGCUCGCUCGCCAUUCAGUGCUUGCAACAACUCGUGUGUGUCGCGGUGGUGAGAAACAAGGCCCUCACAAAACGCGAAGCGAUCGCCAUCGUCCAGCUACAAUGCCAACAAGACACAGAUCGCUCACCAUCGGCUGAUGCUGCAGCGGUCGAAGUAGAGAGCGACUUGAUUCAGGGGUUCAUCGAGGAUGCAAUCGCCCAUUCUGAUUUGCAAAAUGAGACGCGAGAGCAACCUCCUUUGGAAACCGACACUCGGGCGUUCAUAACGACUCGCCAACCUGCGUCGCAACCAUCUCAAGACCCCGUUGCCCACGGAAUCGACAUUGAAAAGACCACCGUCGACGGUCGCUGCGAGUAUAAGUAUAAAUUUAGCAAGUCAGUGCUUGAUCAAUACUUUCAAGGCCGGGAUCCCUACUCUGUGCCCCGAACCGCGGAGGCGCCACGACCUGUCAACGAGAUAAAGAGGGGCGACCUCAUCGGCGUGCUCUGCCAGACUGUCGAGCUGGCUGUUGAAAUCGGCAAACAUCUUCGCCCUCGAGAUAUUCUCCACCUGUACAUUGCCAGUCGCCAGUUCCGCCAGGCUAUCAACGGCUACAUGCUCUCCAGCAUCCGCAUCUGGAUCAACCACCGCUGCCCUGAGGCUGGGCUUAUCUUCCCCUUCAAAUUGUACAAGAACCAAGUCGUUCCUGAUCCCUCUGGUCGAACCUGGGAUGACCAGUAUCAAGGUCAAGCACCCGCCACACUUGCCCCCGAGAGGAUAAACACAGUUCGCACCGUUCCCGGCCUUCGAUACCUCCAGCUCGUCGUGGGUCGAGACCGAUACUGCAGAGAGAUUGUCGCCAUCAUGGCACGUAGCGGCCACCGGACGCCCAAGACAAUGUACGAGACGCUUCUACGCAUGUGGUUGCUCCUCGACGUCUCGACCACCGAGCACCGUCGCGCCAUGCUACGCAACCGCACGCUCUGGCGGGACACGGACCUCUACAACGCCCAGCUCUUCUUCAUCAAGCUCGGUCUGCACUUUAACGACCCAGUCUAUGGCCCUUGCACCUACGACCUCAUGCAUCUCAUGCUCGGCCAAAAGGGCCUCUACCCCCUCUGGCAGCUCCUCCUCCGCAAGCGAUUCACCACACUCCACGAGAUCAUCGACCUCAAGGUCCGGUACGACUACCAACCCUCCCGCCAGAACUGGGCCGCCGCCGCAACAAAUAGCAAAACCGUCCACGGCGUGCCCCUCGACGAGAUAGGCAUCUUCCACCGCGAGGGCUGGGGUCAAGGCAAACUGCACCUCUUCCGCCCAGACGAGCUCAUCCCCAUUGAAGCCGUACAGCGCGGGCUGCAGCUCAAAAAGCACAUCCGGCACAUGAUUCUCUGGGGCCAGUUCGACCGAAUCACGGGCGAGAAUCUCGUCCCCACCGAGGAGGAGAUCUACAUCUCGGACGAGGACGGGACACUGGCGCACAUGGACACCACCACGCACUGGAAGAAGAAACACGCCCUGAAGAAGCGGUGGCACAUGCUCACGCCCGAGCAGCAGGACGCGAUCAGGGAGGAGGACGAGGAUAAUCGGCUGAGGUGUCUCGCCUGGGCACAUCCCGACUCAGACGUCAACUCUGACUUGGAAGGAGAGGACUCGGACUCGUCGUCUACUUAUAGCCUCAAUGACGAGAUACGCAGGGGCUACAUCCCGCCACCGCUGACCAGGGGAGAAGGUCCACCUCCGCAGAGCGACAGCGACCAGAAGAGCUGGGCUCGGUUCGUCACUGAGACACUGAUGGGCGCCAUGCCCGAGAUUAACCCAGACCUCGCCUUGAAGUGGCAGGGCGCCGGCCCAGGGGCUGGUCACAUUGACUUGCAGUGGAUGAGAGAGGAAGGAUUUGAUGUGGAUGACUUGAUACAGAGGCAGCCUGGCGAGGCGGUUGGUGAUUAG
This is a messenger RNA of Emericellopsis cladophorae, 2022 nucleotides long. RefSeq lists its product as uncharacterized. The coding region runs from base 1 to 2022 and encodes 673 amino acids. NCBI's taxonomy places the organism in Eukaryota, Fungi, Ascomycota, Sordariomycetes, Hypocreales, Bionectriaceae. The record is from RefSeq and is a predicted model, not a curated record. The transcript has a single exon.